Molecule: messenger RNA, 1186 nt
Organism: Seminavis robusta
Lineage: Eukaryota; Bacillariophyta; Bacillariophyceae; Naviculales; Naviculaceae
Source: the annotation of a GenBank genome assembly
CGUCUAAAUUCCCCGCUUGGAAUUGGAAUGAUAGGAAGAACAGACAGACCAAACUCGCUCACAAUCUUUUCUCACAAUUUCAGUUUUGGGCCAACUCACUCCAGAUUGACUCACGAAAAAUUAAAAAAAACAAGAACUCCACUACUACACCAUGUCCUGCUCAACUUCUACCACCUCUACCACCUCUACUCUUCCAUUGAAUAGCAGUACUGCUAUUAGUAAGAUGGAGAACAACUUGCGCAGCGUAGCUCUUAGCAAUACCAAGGGAAUCCACGCGUUGGUCAUGGGCCGCAAGAAAUGCGUGUCUCGUGCGUUGACGGCUUUCAAGAGCGCGCUAACGGAAUUGGAAGACACAAUGGCCACUAGCAGUUGCAAUCAUUGUUGCCAAAUGACAACGGCCGCUCGAUUGGAAGUCUUCAAUUCAUCUGCCGUUACUGGAUUGCCGGCGUUGACAGACGAAUUGCCGUUUUAUUUUUAUCUGUACAACCGUGCCAUUUACUUUUGUCCACUCAGUGACACCACUACCGUUGGAUUGACAUUCUACAAGUGUGUGUUACACUUUAACAUGGCAUUGGCGCAUCACGUCAAAGCGAACAACAGCACUACUAGUAGUGGAGAUGCCAAGGCCAUCAAGUCGGCCAUCAAGUACUACAAGCAAUGUUUACGAGCGCUCAGUCACCUGGGAGUUUCGGGAGAUCGACCACCGUUUCCAGGUGGUGGAGAAGCCAUGGUAUACUUACGCUUGGCGGCGCUCAAUAACUUGGCGCAUGUACAAACGCUAGCAGGAGAUUCCGAGAGUUCCCAAAAGACUCUAGCUAGAGUUUUCAAGUUUACGUUGGCUCAAAGACCCUUUCUCUUUAAUCAGAAAGAUCAAGCUACUAGCAGCAGCAACAGCAGUACUACUGGUAGUACCUCUACUACCCAACCAGAUGGUACACCUAUGGAAGACUGCUCUUCUCCUCAGAACAACGCUAACCCUAACAAUGACGACAGGGAUGAACACUCCGACAGCCGAAGAGCCAACAAUACCAUGAACUCGGAGUUUGUCAAUGAAGUACUUCUCAAUGUCAUGGUAUCUGGGCCUAUUGCAGGAGCUGCUGCGGCAUAGAACACAAGCUAUACUAUACUACUACUUACAGCAUGUACAUACAGAAUAUAAAGCACUUAGAACUAUAUCAUACUCUCU